CGGGCUCAACUAUUUCCUGUGGAAAUCCCAAACGCUCGGCUCCUCCUCCCCACGGCGCGUGUUUGUGGGCUGGGGGUGGGUGGGUGAGAGAGAGAGAGAGACUGGCUGAGGAGGAGCAGAGCAUCGCCUGCUGCCGCUUCUGCCGCUUGCGCCUGCCUCUGUCUUCCUCGUCGUCGUCUUUUUCGCCAGCCUCCUUCGCGUUGCCUGCGGCCUCCCGGCGCUGCCAACCAUGCCCCAGCCGCAGCAGCAGCAGCAGAGGUGGUGGCGGCGGCGGCAGCGGCAUUCCUAGCCUGCUCGCGGAACCUACCUACGGACCGACCGACCUUCCCCUCUUUCCCCUGGGCGCGCGCCCCCUCCCCCGUCCUCCCCGGGCGGGAGAGAGAGGCUCCUGCGUUGCCUCUCCCAAUGGGCAGUUUGCUGAGCGGGGUCAGCUUCAAGGAGCCCACCACGGUGGAGGACUGCGACUCUACCUGGGAGACGGACUCCGAGCCCGAGCUCCAGGACUCCGGGGGGGAAGAAGGGACGCCGCUCGAGGGGCUGGGGGGCGGAGAAGAAGGAGGCGGCGGCGGCGGCGGCGGCGACCCAGCUGAGGACGAACAGCAGCAGCAGCAGCAGCAGGGGGAACCGCUCCCUGCGGCAAGCUGCCGGCCGGAAGACGCCGAGCCCAGAGAAGGGGUUGCUGAGGAGCCUGAAGAAGAGGAGCUCGAGGAAGACGAGGACGACGAGGAAGAGGAGAAGGAGGAGGAGGAAGGCGAGGAUCAAGAGGGAGGGAGGCACGACGAAGCGGAAGCCGCCAGCACCGAGCAGGGGGAUGAUGCAAUUGAAGUGGCAGCUAAACCAAAGAGAAGCUUUUACGCUGCAAGAGAUUUGUACAAAUAUCGGCACCAAUAUCCACAGAACUUUAAAGAUCUGCGGUAUCAGAAUGAUUUGUGCAACCUCCGUUUUUACAAGAAUAAAAUUCCCUUUAAACCUGAUGGUGUUUAUAUUGAAGAAGUCCUAAAUAAGUGGAAAGGAGAUUAUGAAAAGUUGGAACACAAUCACACUUACAUACAGUGGCUUUUUCCAUUAAGAGAGCAAGGACUGAAUUUCUAUGCAAAGGAAUUAACAACAUAUGAAAUUGAGGAAUUCAAAAAAACAAAAGAAGCAAUUAGAAGAUUCCUGUUGGCUUACAAAAUGAUGCUGGAGUUUUUUGGAAUAAAAUUAAUUGAUAAAACCGGAAAUGUUGCACGAGCAUCUAAUUGGCAAGAACGAUUCCAGCACUUAAAUGAGUCCCAGCAUAACUACUUGAGGAUCACCCGCAUUCUGAAGAGUCUUGGCGAACUUGGGUACGAGAGUUUCAAACCUCCUCUUGUAAAAUUCAUUCUUCACGAAGCUCUUGUGGAAGACACCAUCUCCAACAUUAAGCAAAGCGCUUUGGAAUAUUUUGUAUAUACGAUUAGAGACCGGAGAGAGAGGAGGAAACUCCUGCGGUUUGCCCAGCAGCACUACACACCCUCUGACCACUUCAUAUGGGGGCCGCCGAGGAAGCAGAAGUUGGAAGGAAGCAAGCCAAGUAAAAAGCUGGCAUCGCCGGUUUCCCUCCGCAGCGGUUACGUUUCUAAACAUAAAAGUGGGAGAGAAUGCAAGAAUGUGCCUGUGGUUUGUAACUCAAGCGGCAAAGCAACCAAUGAAAAAAGGGCAGAACAUGCUAAAAAGGAUGACGAUUGUGACCGGAGCAGGAAACACGCCAGCCCUGAGGUUGUUAAGCAAAGCAUUGGUGAAAAGAAUAGCAAUGCUGAUUGUCAGAACUCCAUACUGGAAGAAACUGCUAAUCCUUCGAACCAGAAGGAGAACGUUUGCCAUCUUAAAAAACAUAAAGGCAAAAAUGAUGAAAACCUUAAUCAAGACUGCAGAAAUGCAGAACUGGUAGAAAAAGAUUGCCGUGACUGUAAAAGCGAUUCAACUAAUAUAUCAACAGAUCUGCAAGACAGUGUAGUUAAGGAUAAGAACCCAGGAGGAUCGAACAAAGAGGAGACUCGAGCAUAGACUAAAGUGUCUCAGUUAACUUGUAUGAAACUGGACAAGGAAAAGAAGAUCUUGACGCUGGGCCCAGUGCUUGGCCACCAAGGGGUUAUGCUCUCUUUCAUUUGACUCUUCUUAACUGUUUGCACUUUUCAGAACUGUGUAUUAAGCUUAAAAACAACUGCAGAAUCCUCAAGCCUGAGAACUCCUAUGCUAAGCUUUGCUCUCUUUGUGGAAACUAUUGAUUUCAGUUAUCCUCCCCCCCCCCAUCUUAUUAUAAUAUACAUUUUUUAAUCUUAGUUAUUUGGCAGCUAGGGUUCCAA
Molecule: messenger RNA, 2324 nt
Organism: Podarcis muralis (Common wall lizard)
Lineage: Eukaryota; Metazoa; Chordata; Lepidosauria; Squamata; Lacertidae
Gene: OGFRL1
Product: opioid growth factor receptor like 1
Cellular component (GO): membrane
Molecular function (GO): opioid growth factor receptor activity
Source: RefSeq, a predicted model, not a curated record